This is a messenger RNA of Trifolium pratense (red clover), 1727 nucleotides long. Its product is annotated as G-box-binding factor 1-like. Lineage: Eukaryota; Viridiplantae; Streptophyta; Magnoliopsida; Fabales; Fabaceae. Bases 197 to 1141 code for a protein of 314 amino acids. Gene Ontology annotation, cellular component: nucleus. The transcript has 12 exons. The record is from RefSeq and is a predicted model, not a curated record. Gene Ontology annotation, molecular function: sequence-specific DNA binding; DNA-binding transcription factor activity. Gene Ontology annotation, biological process: regulation of DNA-templated transcription.
AACAUAAUAAAAUUGAAUCAAGUUGAAGAGAUAAAUAAAACAGUGUUUGGGUUUACACAAACUUGUCUUUCGCGCCACAAGGAUUUCUCUUCUCUUCUCCACAAACUCGUUAAUUUCACUUUUUUGCUUCUCCUUCACUUUCACUUCUGGAACUAUUUAUUAGGAAGCUACUGGACUCGCAAGUUUCUCGAGCCUGAUGGGGAAAAAAGAAGAAUCAAAUCAUCCAUUUGGCAGACCUUACAAUUUUAUGGUGCCUCAAGAUCAAACUCCAAACAACCCUAUGCUACCACAUUGGACAACAAGUAUGCAGUCUUAUUACAAUUUGGGGUCUACUCCGACUCCCAUUUUUAAUCCAUUUCCUGCUGGUCCUUACUUGUACCAUCAGUACAUGUGGCCAAAUCAGGUUCAGGCAAACAAUGCACUACUUCAUGAUGCUUUACAUGAUCCCGCGAGGCUCUCCAAUAAACCUCACAUUGCUGAGGAUGCUGCACUGGCCUUUUCAGAAGUGGUACAAAGGAAUUUUGGCGAAAGAAACCCAAACUUCAACAAACUUUCUAGAAACUUACAACCCUUAAGAUUAACAAGUGGGGUAUCAAGAGAAUGUGAAAACCAAUCUUUAGCACCAAAAAAUGACAGGGAUGGAGCCUCAACGAGUGCAGCAAGUGGAAGCAAGAAAUCAUCAGAUGAAAACCAAGAUGACACUGACAAAGAUUUUCCUUUAAGUAAGAAGCAGAAACCUGACUUGAUUACUGGGGAUGAAAAUCCAUCUGGGCUGACUCAGAAUUUGGAGACAGUCGUCAAGGAAUCUGAUGCUGAUGUUGAUGGUGAUGGUGAUGGUGAUGCUGACACUCAACUAAAAUUUACGGAAGGCGAUGAUAUAAGAAAAGAAAGAAAAAGACAGUCAAACAGGGAAUCAGCCAAGAGAUCAAGGAUGAGGAAACAGCAAGAAUGUGAAGAGCUAUGUAAAAAGAUAGACACUCUUAAGGAUGAAAAUUCAGUCCUAACACAAAGGCUCGUUGCACUUUCUGAGGAAUGUAUGGAGCUUACCAAUGAAAAUGAUUCCAUUCAGGAAGAGCUAAUUACGAAGUAUGGACGCGAAUCAAUUGAAGAUCUAUUGGACCUCAUGAAGCCUCCUGCUUGACAUUGUUUCUGGAGGACUCCCAAAAAACAGUUUAAGAUAGGACCCAACUUAUGUUUUUCUUUUCGGAUAACAAAAUUUAAGAUGAGGGGAUGGUUUCUUAGUAAUAGUUAGAGAAUACCUUAUGGCUCAAGAAAUACUUAGAAAGAGAUUUACAUUUACAUCUUCUAAGGAUACCGGUGAAGCUCGAACCCGGAACCAUCGAGUCCAAGACCUGUAUCUUUAUUCUAAGCAAACCCUUGGUGUUAUUUGGGCUGCACUUGAGUUUUGACCCUGCUUUAAUCAAUAUUCCGUAUUAGACAUUAGAUAGAAUGAGAUAUAUUUGUAAAUCAACUUUAAAAUAAUCUUUUAUUAGUAAAAAUAAAUUUUGAGAUUUUAAAAUUUUAAGGUUUAGGAGAUAUAUUUUAAUUACCCUUAUUUUAUUUUGCAACAAAGUACACGUGAUAUUUUGGGCAUGUUUGUUACAACUUAAAAAGAAUAUUUAGUGUGUGUCAAAAAAAAAUUAAUGUAUUUCAUUUUUUUACAACUUUUUUUAAGUUUUAUUUUUGAAAAAAAUAUUUCAAAUUCAAAUAAAAAUUUGGUUUGAAUU